Hemicordylus capensis (graceful crag lizard) is the source of this 2454-nucleotide messenger RNA. It is a transcript of the gene SHCBP1, whose product is annotated as SHC binding and spindle associated 1. The transcript has 13 exons. Gene Ontology annotation, biological process: fibroblast growth factor receptor signaling pathway. NCBI's taxonomy places the organism in Eukaryota, Metazoa, Chordata, Lepidosauria, Squamata, Cordylidae. The record is from RefSeq and is a predicted model, not a curated record. The coding region runs from base 110 to 2269 and encodes 719 amino acids.
GCCGCCCGGGAAGGUUUGAAAUUUGUAACGGAGGCUUGACGGGUGGAGUUGGCAGCCGGGAGGAGGCAAGGCGGACGGCGGACACCCAGCCGGGUCUCGGGCAGCGGGGAUGGCCGAGCAGGAGCCCGAAUCGGCAGCGCCGCCGCUGAGGGAAGGGACAACGGCAGCAGCAGCAGCAGCGACUGCGCUAAUAAUGGCUCCAGAGCCCGCCGCGGAAGUGGGUGAGAUCAGCCCGCCAGAGGCGGAGGAGGAACGGACAGAAGUGGUGGGGAUGGAGAUCGAUGGCCGGGCAGAGGAGCCCUCGCAGCCUGGGUCAGCCACCGGCAGCUCUGAGCCAGCAGAAGUCGUCGAAGUCCCUCCACUCGAGGACAAAGAAAGUGAUGGGCAAUGCUGUGGCUGCCAUGAUGACAGGAGUUGUAGCAAGUCAGGAACCGUGUUGCAAAGGCUCGUGCCGGAGAGAAAUGGAUCGUUCCCAGACACCUUCCAGACGGACAACCUUCUGUUUUAUGAGAGAUUCAAGACCUACCAGGACUUCAUGUUGGCAGACUGCAAGGCCUCGGAGGUGAGAGAAUUCACAGCGGACUACUUGGAGAAGGUCCUUGAACCAUCAGGGUGGCGGGCAGUUUGGCACACCAACGUGUUUGAGGUGCUGGUAGAGGUUGCCGAUGUGGAAUGCUCGACUCUGAAAGCCGUGGUGCGCCUUGCGGAGCCCUUCUUGUGUGAGACCCAGGGGGGUACCUUCACUCCGGAGUGCAUACAAGAACUCUUGGAACUGAAGGAGCGUCGGCUGCCGUUGCAGGAGUUGUGGGUGGUGUUUGACGAAUCGGGAGAGUUUGACCAGACAGCGCUUGCCCUUGAGCAUGUCAGGUUUUUCUACAAGCACAUUUGGCGGAGCUGGGAUGAAGAGGAUGACGAUGACUUUGAUUACUUCGUCCGAUGCGUUGAGCCUCGGCUCAGACUGUACUAUGACAUAAUUGAAGAUCGCGUCCCCUUCACACUUGUUGCAAACUACCACAGCCUUCUCUCCCAGUGCGAGGAGCAAUACCGCAUGUUUCUAGACCUCAGGAACAGUCUCUCGUGCACCGAUUCAGACUCGGAAGCCGAAAACAUCUCCAUGGUGGAAGGGAUGAAACUCUAUGACGGGCUGGAGCAUCUGAAGCAAAAGCUGAAGCUUAUUGAAAAUCCCCUCUUAAGGUACGUGUUUGGCUAUCAAAAGCACGCUGGCUUCCAAGCCAAGGGAGCCCGCCCGUCUGGGACCACCAUCACUCACGUUGUGUCUGCUACCAUGAUGUCAAGCCUGUUGCAGUGUCUGUUCAGGGACAAACUGUCCCCAGAGUCUUGCAACAAAGAAAUAGAAAUCCAGUUCCACAGUGACCCACUGUCUGCUAUGACUGCUAGUCAUGAAGGGGACAGAAUCGUGAUCUGUCCUGGUCACUACAUUGUUGAGGGCGUCUUAUACAUUGCAGACUCAGUUGAACUAGAAGGCUACGGUCUGCCAGACGACAUUGUGAUAGAAAAGCGAGGGAAAGGGGACGCUUUUGUUGAGUGCACCGGAGCAGAUGUGAAAAUCUCCAGCAUGAAACUGGUUCAGCAUGAUGCGGUAGAGGGCAUCUUAAGCGUUCACCAAGGGAAGACUACAAUGGAGAACUGCGUGUUGCAGUGCGAGACGACAGGAGUUGCGGUCCGAGCAUCUGCUGAGCUUUCAAUGAAGAACUCCGACUUGUAUGGGGCGAAGGGCGCUGGCAUCGAAAUUUAUCCAGGGAGCACAUGUACCUUGAUGGGCAACGGCAUCCACCAUUGCAAAGAGGGGAUCCUGAUCAAAGACUUCUUGGAAGAGCACUAUGAAAUUCCCAAGAUUACCAUGGUGAACAAUGUCAUCCAUAACAACGAGGGGUACGGAGUUGUCUUGGUGAAACCUGCCACCUCUGCUGAGGUCGGAGAAAGCGCUCCAAAAGGCUUGGAAGAAGAAAUAAAGGAUACCCAGUCCAAUGGUGACACAACAAACACAGUGUGCGAAGGCAAACGGGCAAGUGAAGAAUUUGUCCCCUGUGGAACAGACGUCUCCGGGCACAUAGAGGGCAAUUCCGAAAUUGCAACGGAACUUUCUGCUGCAUCUCUGAAGAAGAGUCAGCUGCGUAAGAAACGACUGAGUAACCUUGGGAUCAUGGAGGCAGAUGAGAAUCUCAUGUCUCAGGAAAUGUUUGUGUCCAUCGUGGGCAACCAGUUCAAGCGAAAUGGGAAAGGGAGCUUUGGGACAUUCCUUUACUGACUUUUCUAGGAAUGGCAUUGCAGUAGGAGAUCUCUAGUUUGGCUGCGGUCUGGCUUCUUCCAGAAGAACGACAACUGCCUCUGCUUCCACCCUUUCCCUGUACACUUCUUGCUUCGGUGUGAUUCUGCCGUAUUUAUUAACAGCAUGGAUGUUAUGAGUGAAAUCUGUAUUCCUUGCAGUGGUUU